CUGCAGGCUGCGGAGGAGCUGUGUCCGACAGACCAGAGGAGAGUUGCACUGAAAGACACUGACUGCGCUGAACAGGUCUCGGAUGUUAGCCUUUUCUUCUGAGCCGCAGACAACAACCCAUCUAGCCAGGUGUGACUAGGAGGCUGUCCCCCUUGGAUUUCGGUAUUCCUCUAACAUACUUGACGUCAAACCCGUGACAUUUGGAGAGAGGACAGAUUUUUUCUGCACCCAGCUUGACUCGUCACCCAGUCCCAGACCACCUAACCAGCCAGAAGGAGAGACCCCACCCCUUGCCCACCCUCCCCUGCUGCUAGCUAGCACCAGCAUGGCAGACAGUCGACAGCCAGAAGACGGUGCCCCCCAGUGGGACCCAUCAGGGGGACAGGAGCCCACUGGCACCCAUGGAGCCAAUGGCUUCUCUUCCUCCGCCUACAGGACCUGCCAGCCCCCCAUGGCUACGGGCCCCUACUCCGCCAGGGAGAAUGGCUUCAAUGGGGAGCUCACUGGUGCCCCCGCUAUAACUGCAGAGCAAGUGUCAGCACGGAUCGUGCAGGAAGUGACAGCAGAGGCAGUGGCGGUGCUGAAAGGAGAGCAGGAGACUCAAAGGCUGCCAUCAGUUGAAGACACCACAAAUCUGCCUCCCUCUCCUCCCCCCUCACCUGCUGCGGAGCACUUUAGUCCUCUGGAACAAGAUGUAGGGGAUGAGGAGGAGGCGGGCCCUCUCCGCCGCUUCCAAAAUUCUCGGGAGAGGUGCAAGUUCCUCGCCCCCUCCAUCUCAGUUUCCGUGCCCGAGGACGACCCCUACCACUCCGACGAGGAGUACUAUGAGCACCCGUUGUUCAGCCCAGAGUGGACGCACUCGGGUUCUCGCCCCACAGGGCAGGCCGUGGCCUUUAGACAGAUUGAAGAAGAAGAGACCAUGGAGGCUCUUACAGCUGAAUACGAGGAGGAGGAGGAGGUGGAAGAGGAGGAGGAUGAGGAGGAGGAGAGUGCAGAGGCAGCAGAGUCCGAGGCAGCUCUUGAUGAGCAGCAGUGGAGCGGGGAAGAGCCCGAGCUGGACAGCCCGCAAGCUGAGUCCUUAGAGCAGGCAGAGGCCAUAGACGAGGCCCAGGAUGUAGACCUGGAGCCGGGCGAAGCAGCUAGUGCUGCUGCAGAAAGCUCUAUGGACAGAGAGGAGGAGGAAGCAGAGGGUGGGGAGAGCCCUGAGACAGAUGUCCUUUCAGCUUUGAAGAUGGACUCAGACAAGCAGGGAAGCGAGAAAAGUGGUUCCAUGAGCCCAGACAGCAUUGGAUCGGAGAAACGCUCAGAGGAGUUUUUUGAGCCCCAGAUGCAAGGGUUCUUUGCUGGUGAACGAGUUGUACCAGAGAGCCCCACCAUGGAUAUGCCAUCCUUUGUACCUCCGAAUGUUCAAACCCAAGCCAAAGAAACCAGAUCGCUCACACUUCAGCCUGCGUAUGGCGAGCCAAUCACGGUGUCGGAGAAACAGCCGUCAGUGGAGGUGGUGGAGAUCAGCAGCAUCGGUGCUCCCUCUGAUUUCACUUCACUGGGAGACAAAACUCAAGGAGGAGACUCAACGAGGGACGCCAGAGACAGAUCUGGCAUGUCAGCAUAUUUUGAAACAUCAGCCAUGGAGGUUGAUGAGGCUCCCCAAUGUAAGGGCGAGGGUUAUUACGAACUGAGCAGAUCUGGUGAAGAGAAGAGUGCAGUUGACACCAUGCCUCAGGAGAUCAGCUACAGCACACUAGCUGAAUCUCAGGAUAAAGCCGAAACUAAAGAAAGUAAAGCAGAAGACACCAGAGUGAUCCCAGUUCCUGACAGGAGUAAUGAAUGCAGGCUUUCCCCGGGUAAACUGGCCUUAGACCAGAGGAGCUACUCACUUAACAUCACCAUCGGAGCGAUGGAUCCGAGUGGCCUAGGCAGACCUAGGAACUUCUCCCCACUGGCCACAGAUAUCAUGUCAUACACUAGUGGAAGUCUAGACGAGUCAGCAGACUACCUCCCAGUCACUACACCCUCCGCGGAUAAGCCCCCAGCCUUGCCUCCCCUGAUCCUGGAGACUGCUGCUUCAAUCACUUCAGAUUCCUCAUCUCCUCCAAGGACUACUGAAACCGUUUCAAAAACCAGCCCUGAACCAGAGUCGCCAGAAUCACCACAGCCCCUUAAGAACACCUAUAAAAAUGGCACAGUCAUGGCGCAAGACUUGCCUGAGUUGCUUGACCUUGCUGGUACCCGUUCCAGACUGGCAUCAGACAACACUGACCCAGAUAUCACCCGGAGAAAGUCAAUUCAAGCUGAUUUUCCACUCUUUGGUGAUGACCCGCUGGCUAGCAUGGUUUCAGGGGAACUGAGUCCUGGGGCCAGAAAGAGUGACAGCCAGCUGGAAGAGAUGGGCUAUUGUGUGUUCAGUGAAUAUUCAGGACCCAUGCCAUCACCUGCAGAUGUGUUCAGCCCUACAAACGCUUCUGCACAGGUCUUCAACCCUUCCGUCCUGGAGGAUAAAAUGAAUGAGCAAGCUAGGAAGUUAGCAGUCAGAGACACAUCUGUGGAGGACACGAGCGAGCCAUCAGGCGUUGCUGAUGUCGCUGAAGAGAAAGACCAGAAGCAAGUGGAGAGAAAAGAUUCUGCUGAAGAAAAGGGCAAGGAGGUGGCACAUGAACAGUCGAAACAAUCUGUAAGUGAGACACCACCAACUCAGCAAAUUGAGUCCUUUGUGACACCAACGGUCACUGUGACUCUAGAAGAAGGCGGGAGGUCAGCGAGUGAGACUGAACGACAAGCCAGCGGCGAGGGCUCAGCGGCAGAAACCGAGAUUGCCGACUAUGAGAGGCAGAUCCGCAAACUGGAGAUGGAGGACAGGCCUCUCAGUGUGGAGGAGGAAAGAGAGCUGCAGGAGCUUCGUGAGAAAGUGAAGCUUGUCCACCAGGAGGCCUACGAAGAAGUGGAUGCCGAAGAUGUGUACCAGCUCACCGGCGUGGCCAAGGACCGGAUUGCCAGGCCCAUCAAAACUUCACCUGCCUCGUCUGUGGAGAGCAACAUCGAUGAUGAUAAGCUGCUCUCUCCGGUGCUCUCACCUUCGAAGCUUAAGCAAAGAGAAGUUUACGGUUCCCCCAAAAGAUCAGUUUCACCAGUGUUAGGAAUAAACAAAGAGAAGGAGGAGUCAGAAAGAAAAAUGAGGGAAGAGCAAGAGAAGGAAGCGGCCGAGAAGAAAAUGAAAGAAGAGAAAGAAGAGGCGGAGAGGAAAAUCAGGGAAGAGGCAGAAAAGAAAGAAAAGGAAAUUAAAGAGAAAGAAGAGAGGGAAAAGAAGGAAAAAGAAGAGGCAGAGAGGAUAUUGAGGGAAGAAAAGGAAAGGAAGGAGAAAGAACAGAUGGAGCAGGAGAUGAAAGAGAAAGAGGAGAGAGAGAGGAAAGAGAAAGAAGAAAGAGAGAAUGAAGACGUGUUAGCUAAAGCAGGAGCAGCAGUGGUGAAGGAGAUCCCAGAGACUCGUGCUGCCAUCGAAUCCGUGGUGACAGUUGAAGACGAUUUUAUCACCGUGGUCCAGACCAUCGAUGAAGCAGAUGAGCCGGGACACAGCGUUCGUUUCUCUGGUUCUCCCGAGGCUGAAGCCCUUUGUGUCGCUGCCCAAAAAGAGGAAGAGGAGGAGGAGGAGGAGGAGGAGUCUGUGGAGUUGGCCCAAGAAGCAGACAUGGAGGCUGCAAGUCUAGAGGAAGUGGUAGAUGUUCCUGAGACACCUGCGUCCCCUGAGAAGGAGGCUCAAACCGCGGAAAGCGAAGCACCGACAGACAGCUACGAUAGAGAUGAAACCACAAUGGACGACUCCAUCCUGGACAGCUCCUGGGUCGACACACAAGAUGAUGAUAAGAGUAUGGCGACAGAGCAGAUUGAGCCUUUGCCCAAGGUGUCCAGCUCAGUCAAAAAGCCCGCUGUGGUCCAGAACAAGCAAACACAACAAAGGAAGACAGAGAAACAGGAAAAGCCGGUCAAACCAAAGGCCAAGGGAGGGCGGGCCAAAGGCCGAAUCUCCACACCAGAACGCAAACCUGUCCGCAAAGAACCUGUCUACAUCCCCAGAGAGGACAUCCCGAAGAAAAAAGCUGUGAUAAGGAAGGCCGAGCUGACCAAGAAAAUGGAGGUUCAGAGUAAAUCCCCAUCCAAGAGGAGCGUGAUAAAACCAGGCGUCCGCCACACCCGCCCCAUCCAGCACCACUCCUGUCCCAGAAGGAGACCCACAGAGGGGCUACCAGACAGUCGUCAGCCUCUCAGUGUUGCCAGACAGUCUCGUGACAGAGCAUCGUGCAAUGCCCAUCGUUUGCCUCUAACAAAGAUCCCCACCUCCAUGUCCAGAGUGGCUGCCUCAUUAGAUAGACCUCGCCCAUCCUCAGCAGAGCCUCAAAGCUUCCCAGUAUUACAGAGACUCGCAGCCAAGGACGGUGGGUCUUGGAGCCCUGAAAAAAGGUCCUCUGUGCCGCGAGUGCAUGCCUCAAUUCUGAGUCGCCGUGCAUACCAUGACCAAGAGGAGAGCUCCACCUCCAUCACCAGCUCCGGCUCCACAGCUCCUCGCAGACCCACAUCGUUUCGCACAGAGAUGAGGGCAGAGCAUAGGACAGGACGAGCCCCUAGCAUGACAGAAUCAGUUCGCUCCCGUUCGGCUCGCAGUGGCCACUCCACCCCCCGCACCCCUGGCUCCACAGCCAUCACCCCAGGAACCCCUCCCAGCUACUCGUCAUCCUCAAGGACCCCUGGAACCCCACGUUCCCUCAGCUUGAUUUCCCAGGAGAGGAAGGUGGCCGUGGUCCGCACCCCACCCAAGUCACCUGCAACCACGCCCAAGCAGCUCCGCAUCAUCAACCAGCCAGUGCCGGACUUCAAGAACAUCAGGUCCAAGAUCGGCUCCAUAGAGAAUAUCAAGUACCAGCCCAAAGGAGGACAGAGUCAUAUUUUAAACAAGAAGCUGGACUUCAGUCACGUACAGACAAAAUGCAGCUCCAAGGAUAAUGUGAUGCACUCUCCCCAUGGAGGCAAUGUGAUGAUACAGAACAAGAAGAUUGACCUGAGCCAUGUGACCUCCAAGUGUGGCUCCCUAGACAACAUCCAUCACCGGCCAGGGGGCGGUAAUGUGCGUAUAGAGACUGUGAAGUUGGACUUCAAAGACAAAGCCCAAGCCAAGGUGGGUUCCAUGGAUAAUGCUCAGCACACCCCUGGUGGAAACCGUGUCACGAUUGAGACCCACAGGCUGAUGUUUCGCGACCAAGCCAAGGCAAAAGUGGACCACGGAGCAGAGAUCAUCGUCCAGUCGCCGGGCAUGUCUGGCUUAGAGUCCCCCCAGCGCAACCGGGACAGCCAACUAUCGUCCUCCGGCAGCCUCAACGUGCUGGAGUCGCCGCAAUUAGCGACUCUGGCUGAGGACGUCACCGCGGCUCUGGCCAAGCAGGGUUUGUGAACACUGGACCUCUGGAUUCCUGAUCUGCAACCCCAGACAUCCUCUUACCCUGAUCCCUUCAAACUUUUCUGCCCUCUCCUGCCACCCUGAGGCCGACCUCAGCUAAACCACAGCCUCUAAACAUCUCCACUUCCAGAUC
Sebastes umbrosus (honeycomb rockfish) is the source of this 5576-nucleotide messenger RNA. RefSeq names its product microtubule-associated protein 2 (gene map2). Bases 326 to 5437 code for a protein of 1703 amino acids. The record is from RefSeq and is a predicted model, not a curated record. Gene Ontology annotation, biological process: microtubule cytoskeleton organization; neuron projection development. The transcript has 21 exons. Lineage: Eukaryota; Metazoa; Chordata; Actinopteri; Perciformes; Sebastidae. Gene Ontology annotation, molecular function: microtubule binding. Gene Ontology annotation, cellular component: neuron projection.